UGAAAAAUUCCAAAAAAUAUGCCCAGAGAAGAGACCAAAUCCCGGCGACGGAGUCGGGAUAGAAAAAGCAGGAGUCCCGAGCACAAAAGCAGUCGGGACAGGCAUCGUGAGAAGGAUAGAAAGCGGGAACGUGAACGCGACCACGACACAACGCGCGACAGAGAAAGGGACAAAGACAGGCAGGAGCGUGAGCGGCGUCGGGAGAAGGAUAGUGGCCACAGUGAAAGAAGCAGCCACAAGAGCAGCAAAAAGCGACGCUCCUUAACGCCACCAACCCAAUCGAAAUCGCCAUUGGCCAUGAGUUCCGUGAAGCUGCUGCAAACGCUCGAGGCGCGUCGCCUGCGCGAUCAGGAAGAGCGCCAGGCCCGCAAGGAGGAGCUGAAGGCCCAGGAGACACCCGAAGAGAAGCGCGCACGCCGCCUGCAGGAGAAGCAGGCCAAAGAGCAUCGUCGCCGCGAGCGCAUGGGCUGGGACAACGAAUACCAGACGUACUCCAACGAGGAUAAUCCCUUCGGCGACUCCAACCUAACCUCGACCUUCCACUGGGGCAAGAAGCUGCAGGUGGAGGGUCUCUCAAAUCUAUCCACCAAAACGGUGGAGGUACUGUCGCUGCAAAAGCAAAUGGAGAACCGGCGGGAGCUGGAAAAGGUGAAGAAGCGCCGGCAGGAGCGUGAGCUGGAGCGGCAGGUGCGCGAGGACGAUGCGAUGCAGCAGCAGCGGGCCAAGGAGGCGGUCCAGUUCCGCGAGUGGCAGCGCCAGGAGGAUCAGUUCCAUCUGGAGCAGGCGCGCCUACGCAGCGAGAUACGGAUCCGUGACGGACGGGCGAAACCCAUCGAUCUGCUGGCCCAGUAUGUGGCCGCUGGCAACGCCCCGCUCGAGGAGUCGCUCGAGAUGCAAAUGCACGAGCCGUAUAUGCUGCUCCACGGCCUGCCCAUGGAGGAGCUGGAGGAUCUGCUGGUGGACAUCAAGGUGUACGAGGAGCUGGAGCAGGGCAAGCAUAUCGAUUUUUGGAACGACAUGGUCACCAUUGUCCAGGACGAGCUGCAGAAGCAGCAAAAGCUCCACUCGGACGCCAGUGCGCUCAACCAGCGACGCGACGGCAUCCAUCAGAGUGUCGUCAAGGACGUGGCGGACAUCUUUCGCGGCAAGAACGCCAAGCAGCUGGAGGAGAUGCGUGAGCGCAUCGAGGCCAAGAUCAACAGCCGCGCCGACGGCGUCGACAUCAGCUACUGGGAGAGCCUGCUCUCCCAGCUAAAGGCGCACAUGGCUCGGGCCCGUCUCCGGGAUCGGCAUCAGGCCCUGUUGCGCGAGAAGCUGCUGCUCCUCAAGCGGGAGAAUGAGGACGAACUGACAGCUGGUGUCGGGGAGGAUCAAUCCUCUGCAGUAAAGGAGGAGUCAAGGCAGCAGGCCCCCGAGACGGAGGAGGAAGCUGACGAUGACGACGAAGACGAUAGACCGCUGAAGGAGUUGCUCAAUGCCGUCCGCCUCUACCAGGCCGGCAACUACAGUCCGCCGUACAUCAGGGAGGAUGACUUUACCGGCCGUCGUAUACAGGCCGGCGACCGAGACGAACAUGACGAUGGCGCCAUGUACGAGGAGAGCGACGACGAGAGCCGGAUCCAUCGACAGCGUAUGCUAAUCGUCUGUCCCGAGCGCGUGGAUGCAUCGUCCUCGGGCAAGCCGCAGCAGCUGUCCGCGCAGGAGCAGCGCAUGCGGAACGAGGCGCGCCAGGGGAUGCAGGGCGACGAGGCCGAGUUCAGCGUGGAGACCACCCUGGAUGCCGUGCCCCAGCUGGCGACGGACAAGUAUCGGCCGCGCAAGCCGCGCUACUUCAAUCGCGUCCACACGGGCUUCGAGUGGAACAAGUACAACCAGACGCACUACGACAUGGACAAUCCGCCACCGAAGAUCGUCCAGGGCUACAAAUUCAACAUCUUCUAUCCGGACCUGAUGGACAAGUCACAGACGCCGCAGUACUUCCUCACACCCUGUGCGGACAAUGGGGACUUUGCGGUGCUGCGCUUCCACACGGGACCGCCGUACGAGGAUAUUGCGUUCAAGAUCGUCAACCGGGAGUGGGAGUUUAGCUACAAGCGGGGAUUCCGCUGCCAGUUCCACAACAACAUCUUCCAGCUGUGGUUCCACUUCAAGCGCUAUCGCUACCGUCGCUGAUCCCAUGCUCUACAGAUGCACACUAUUCGUUUUUUGUUUUUUUUAAUCUAGGAAUAAAUCUA
Messenger RNA from Drosophila persimilis, 2234 nucleotides. It is a transcript of the gene cactin, whose product is annotated as cactin. Gene Ontology annotation, cellular component: cytoplasm; spliceosomal complex. Bases 19 to 2172 code for a protein of 717 amino acids. Lineage: Eukaryota; Metazoa; Arthropoda; Insecta; Diptera; Drosophilidae. Gene Ontology annotation, molecular function: protein binding. Gene Ontology annotation, biological process: mRNA cis splicing, via spliceosome. The transcript has 2 exons. The record is from RefSeq and is a predicted model, not a curated record.